CUGCUCCUGUCUCCUCUUUCGCCAGUGGUAAUAUCCUUAAUGGAAGAUCAUCCCAAUCAAUACCUCCAGGCAGCUGUUAACUGACUGGGAUAAUGGAAUCAAAAUGAGUUAGUGCGAAUGGGGCUUCAUCGCUGCUUUGGUAUUAAAGAUGCCUGUGCCCUGUGAGAGUCAGGGGGCUGCUGAGACCCACGGAAGAGAACCUCUCUUCACAUCAGCAAACUAUGUCAGAGAAGAGGAACCUCUUUUGCUGGGCAGGACUCUGAAUGGGGCCGCUGGUCUUCUGGCCAACAAGCUGGGAGCUGUGGCCUGAUUGCCGUGUUACACUGAGCUCAGGUCCUAACUCCUGGAGGGACUCUAGAAGGAAGAAGGAGAAGAGGUGUGGAAACAAAACAUCUGCCUCGGUCGCUCGUGAUCAAAGCCAAGGCAAUGUCAUCGUUGGUGAAAGAAGACCUCAACAAGAAGCUGUUCAAAUCCCUCGGACAAAGCUUGUAUGAGUUCAUUGAAGUUGAGUGCUCGGGCAAAGAUCGCUUCUACCUCUGUGCUUCAGUAACAAAAGGUGAAGAAGUACAAAUAACUAUGGUGAAACACUUCAGAAUAGGCCUUGAUGAGAAUUACGAAAUAUCUGAAAAAUGGUUUCUUGACGAUUUGGAGAUGAUUGAUGGGAAAGAAGCUGAUACUGAUAAUCCGUGGUUUGAUAUGCAUUUCAAGAAAGUCUAUAGUUGGGAAGCUUACAGCUGUGCAUCUAAAUAUGCCUUUGCACGGACAUUAAAUAAGCUGAACGAGAUGUACCUCCAGAAGGACUUGAAGAUAGUCAACUUUGAUUUUACCUACAUAAAGGAUGGUUCAUUCUGGUCAUCUAACAAUGGGGAUGACUGCUUAGUACUUAUGAGAAUCUGCUUCUAUGCAUCCAACCUUUUGUGUCUGUCUCUGUGCCCUCUGCCUGUCUGACUGUUAUCACUCUCUCCGGAUUUGGAUACAAUUUCAAAAUAAGGUUUUUAAAAUUCCGUACUGUCAGGGUUUCGAUUUUUCAUAAAUGGUCACAAUUUUUUAUAUAAAUUGUUCGUCUCAAAGAGAGUGUCUUGACAAUAUAUGUAUGUGCUUAAAUAUCUAUUUCCAACCACUUAUUUUACCAAAUUGAAACACAUAUUCAGGCUGCGUUCCUGUAAUCACGUACCCCAUUGGACUUCAUGGUGUUUCCUCUGAAUAGACAUGUUUAAGAUUGCAAUAUAGCUAUAGCUACACAAAACUGUAUGUUAGGCCGGUCUAACUGGCCUGGCUUUCUCCCAAAGAAACCUGGGAACUGUAGUCUGGCAUGUGUUGGUGCUU
Lacerta agilis (Sand lizard) is the source of this 1326-nucleotide messenger RNA. RefSeq names its product exocyst complex component 1 like (gene EXOC1L). NCBI's taxonomy places the organism in Eukaryota, Metazoa, Chordata, Lepidosauria, Squamata, Lacertidae. The record is from RefSeq and is a predicted model, not a curated record. The transcript has 3 exons. Bases 427 to 948 code for a protein of 173 amino acids.